This is a messenger RNA of Triplophysa dalaica, 1428 nucleotides long. It is a transcript of the gene prelid1a, whose product is annotated as PRELI domain containing 1a. The record is from RefSeq and is a predicted model, not a curated record. The transcript is spliced from 6 exons. Gene Ontology annotation, biological process: phospholipid transport. Gene Ontology annotation, cellular component: mitochondrial intermembrane space. Lineage: Eukaryota; Metazoa; Chordata; Actinopteri; Cypriniformes; Nemacheilidae. Bases 155 to 790 code for a protein of 211 amino acids. Gene Ontology annotation, molecular function: phosphatidic acid transfer activity.
UCGAGACGGACGUGACGUCCCUCGACUCAACAUUGACCUUCCUCUCGUCAGUCACGUAGCCGGGACACAUAUGCAUGCUCACGAAAUGUAGAAUAGAAAAUCUCUUUUAACGCUCGAUCUUCAGUGUACUGUGCUCACCAGGUUGAGUGGAACAAUGGUGAAGUAUUUCAGCUGUUCAGGCUUUCUGAAAAGCUCGUGGGACCAAGUGUUUCUGGCCUUCUGGCAGCGAUACCCCAACCCCUACAGUAAUCAUGUUUUGACUGAAGACAUCAUAUUUCGGGAAGUCACUCCCGACAACCGGCUCAUUUCCAGACGUCUGUUGACCAAAACAAGCAGAGCUCCUCGCUGGGCGGAGAAGUUUCUGCCGGCUCACAUGGCACAGAAGGCUUUUAUCAUUGAGGACUCGAUGGUGGAUCCUGAGAGCAGAAGCAUGACCACGCUGACCUGGAACAUCACCCACGCACGUGUCAUGAGCAUUAAAGAGCGAUGUGUGUUCAGCGUGAACCCUGACAACAACAACUGGACCGAGAUCAAGAGAGAGGCCUGGAUCUCCUCCAAGCUGUACGGCCUCUCUAGAGCAAUUCAGGAAUUUGGUCUUGCCCGGUUAAAGAGCAACGUUAGCAAAACCAUGAAAGGCUUCGAGUUCGUCCUGGCCAGGAUGCAAGCAGGUGAAACACCCACGAGGACUUUGGCAGAAAGCGCAACUGUGAAGGCCCGUGAAACUGCGCUCGCCGCCAAAGAGAAAGCUAAAGAUUUGGCUUCUCAAGCACAGAAGAAGCAGUAUGUAUGAUGGAAAUGGCCGUGCCACUCCAUCGUAUAGAGUGCUAUUUCCCAACCACUUUCCUCAAGGGCCCUGAAAAGGACAUAUUUUGGAUGUGUCCCUCAUUACUAAAGUACUACAGUAUUUGAAGAAACCACAAGCAGUUCAACCAAAACCCUCCAGUAAACUUGAUUUAAUGCAGCAGCAUCAUCCUACUUCAAGUCUAAUUUUACAUGAUAUGUUUGCAUUUUAGAUGUUUUCUUUACAAAGACUUUCAUUUAAAACUUUACAAAGGAAUGAAUUUAACUUCUCUGACUUUCCAAGCUGGCCAUCUCUGAAUCUUUAAAUUCACUCUGGCUGAGGUCUUGUUUAGCAAUGUUAUUUACUGCUUCAAAUUGAAGUUGUGUCUGCAUUGAUGGGUCCACAGUUCCAGCAGUGUGUGAGAUGUCUGUUGUGUUCUGCAGAAGGGCCUGAUCUUUGGCACUGGAGAGAAUAUGUCUGAUGGGAAUGCAGUGGAUGUCAAUGUCCAUAUACAAAUUUGAAAGUUGUGCUAGAAAAUGUUAAAUGACUGAACUGAUUUGUGUUAUGAAAUUGUGAGACAAUGUUUUAUAGCGCUUAACAAUUGUUUGUGAUCAACAGUUAUCACUAAUAAAUAUUUUCUAUUUGUU